AUGCCAUGGUUGGCACGCUAUAAUCCCCAGAUCGACUGGCUAGCCAGAUCAGUGAGACGUCGAAGUAGGUUCGACGUCAGCAAAGUGUUCACUCAUCUCUUGGUGUCCGCAAGUGAUUGGCCGAACGUUACAGUCGUGGAUCGUACAUCCACAACCCCGGCGGCGCACAGAGUGAGCGAUGGCCCUCUCUGUACCGCUUGUUCCGUGUUCCUACGCACGAGUGACGAUGUCUCCUCGCUUUGCAGCGAGAAGUACGACGUGGACGAGCAGUGGCUUCAGCACGAAGACAACGCGGUUAAACAGAGGUUCCCGCACGAGAGAGCAGUGGUCGAACUGGUGGUCCCAUCUGCACCCAUUGUGGUCGAACAUAGGCUCCCACAAGGUCAAGAUGUGGCCGAGCAGGGGCUCGCCACCGAGUGUGACGUGGAUGGACACGAGGCCCCACGUGCGAACAUGAUGGUCCAACACGGGUUCCCAUCAUCACCCACUGUGUUCGAACGGAGGUUCUCACAUGAGCAAGACGUGUUCGAGCAGGGGCUCCCACACGAGUUUGUGGCGGUCGAGCAGGGGCUCCAGCAUCAUCGUCGACAUACGAGUAUGGAAUUCUCUCGUCGCACGAUUUUGACGUCCUGGAUGAGGACAUCCAGAAUCUAG
Molecule: messenger RNA, 654 nt
Organism: Peronospora matthiolae
Lineage: Eukaryota; Oomycota; Peronosporomycetes; Peronosporales; Peronosporaceae
Source: the annotation of a GenBank genome assembly